CACAAAUCAUCUACCGCUUUACCACUAAUCUACCCCGACCGCGUCCAUCGCUGUAAAAAUAAAGAUCGCCGAAUGUUACUAAAAUGACAACAGUUAAGGAAAAAAUGGACAGUGAAUACUUUGAAUGGGUCCCCGAAGAUGAAAUCCAGUUAUUUUUCGCCAUGGAAGAUCUCAAACCGGUGGGGAUCAAUAAACAUUUUUUCAUUGCCUGUAUUGUGGAGCGACUGUCGAAAGCGUUGAAUCGAGAAAUCAGCAGCGACUCGGUAUGGUCCCAUCUCAGAACAAUGUACAACUUGAAAGCCUUGGAUGAGCAAGAGCAACUACCAUUCCCGAAUGAGGAAAUCGACUUUGACCUGCCGGAAGCGGAGUUCCCUUCUAUCCUGAAGAGGAAGUCUGUGGAGGAGCAGAGUGCGGAUGAAGGCAGAAAAUCGGAGUCAAAGACGGAGUCCGCAGCUAAGACUGUUAAAGAUAGAGAUCACACAGAGAAGGACAAACAGAGCGACAGGGAUAGCAAAGACAGCAAAUUUCCCAAAUCGAAAAUGGAUGCCGGGGAUAAUAAUACCCCGAAAAGGGCCCAGAAACGUACCCGCGGAUCGAUGUCACUGGAGCCGAAUGCUGGAAGUCCGGCAAGUACGCCACCUAAUGUGCAAAGCACAAAGCGGCGCCGAAUUUAGGGUGUGUCCCGGCUGAAAUCACUCCGCUUGUUCUGUGCGAUAUGAUGGAGAAUAGUAUAUUCAGCUUUAGAAAAUCCUCAAAAUUACGAUAAGUGUAAAAUAUCAACAAUCAUUUAAUAAAAUCUUCACGCACCCUAAAUUAUGUACAUGACAUAUUCAUAGCCAGAUUUUUAUGGACAUCUAAACCGCGUUUUUAUACUUAAUUGUGUCAGUUAUAAUAUAUAAUAGAGCCACUCCUUAUGAAACAGACAAAAAACAAUGCGAUACGAUAGCUAACACCAGAAGUUUGUCUAUAUGCAAGGCAAUCAGUGAUGCACGAUUAGAACCUUUCAGUUUACGAAAUAGCCAAUUUCCAAUUCUUUACCAAUUUCAAUCUAUGUAGACUUUAAGCUUAAGUGAACUAUAUCAUUAUUUUACAGAGACGAAAGGCUCUGGAUGAGUUAGUCUCUCUAAAAAAAUAAAUCUUUUUUUGUUAAGCGGGAGUCAAUCAAAACCCAA
Molecule: messenger RNA, 1172 nt
Organism: Toxorhynchites rutilus septentrionalis
Lineage: Eukaryota; Metazoa; Arthropoda; Insecta; Diptera; Culicidae
Gene: MrgBP
Product: MRG/MORF4L-binding protein
Exons: 2
Coding region: 84-674 (196 amino acids)
Biological process (GO): regulation of transcription by RNA polymerase II
Cellular component (GO): nucleus; NuA4 histone acetyltransferase complex
Source: RefSeq, a predicted model, not a curated record